Gopherus flavomarginatus (Mexican gopher tortoise) is the source of this 606-nucleotide messenger RNA. RefSeq names its product olfactory receptor 4D2-like. The record is from RefSeq and is a predicted model, not a curated record. Gene Ontology annotation, molecular function: olfactory receptor activity. The transcript has a single exon. Gene Ontology annotation, biological process: G protein-coupled receptor signaling pathway. Gene Ontology annotation, cellular component: membrane. Bases 1 to 606 code for a protein of 201 amino acids. Lineage: Eukaryota; Metazoa; Chordata; Testudines; Testudinidae.
AUGUACUUCCUGCUGGCCAACCAAGCUUUCAUAGAUAUUAGUGAUUCUACAGUCAGUGUGCCGAAGAUGCUGUUGGGUCUCCUCUCCCAGCACAAAACCAUCUCAUUCAAUGAGUGCAUCCUCCAGACAUUCUUCUUCCAAUUCAUUGCUGGUGCUAUGGUCUUUUUACUUGUGGUGAUGGCUGCCGAUAGGUACGUGGCCAUCCAUAAACCAUUGCAAUACUUGACUAUUAUGAACCGGGGUGUGUGGGGGGGAUUAGUGGCAGGCACAUGGAUGGGUGGAUUGGCUCCCUCUGCUAUUCAGAUUGGACUGGUCCUCCAGUUACCAUUCUGUGGGUCAAAUGUCCUGGACAAUUUCUACUGUGAUAUCCCACAAGUUGUCAAACUGGCCUGCACCGACACCUACCUGUUCGAAUUGCUUAUGGUCUCCCAAAGUGGAGUACUUGCCAUAAUUAUCUUCAUUCUCCUGCUCAUUUCAUACACACUCAUCUUAGUCAAGAUAAGGACACACCUCAAGGAAGGGAAGCGCAAGGCUCUCUCCACCUGCGGAACGCAGAUCAUGGUUUUGUAUUUAAUAUUCAUACCCUUCAUCUUCAUCUACGCUUGA